Dermatophagoides pteronyssinus (European house dust mite) is the source of this 1090-nucleotide messenger RNA. It is a transcript of the gene Ak2, whose product is annotated as Adenylate kinase 2. Gene Ontology annotation, biological process: nucleobase-containing compound metabolic process. Lineage: Eukaryota; Metazoa; Arthropoda; Arachnida; Sarcoptiformes; Pyroglyphidae. Gene Ontology annotation, molecular function: ATP binding; AMP kinase activity. The record is from RefSeq and is a predicted model, not a curated record.
AUUUAAAUUAUUGUUAAUAUACAUUUGAACCAGAAAAAAAAUCUUGGUGAAGAUUGUGCAAAGCUAUUUUUUUAUCUUCAAAGCUGAUGUUCACUUUCUCUCACACAUUUUCAAACAUUGAUUUGAUAAAGUCUCAUUUUUCCAAAGAUUUAGUUCAACCCGGUGCAUAAGUAUUUUUGUUCAACGAAAAAAUGGCAACAAAACCAAUACUGCGAUCACGAGAAAAUUUGAUUGAUGAUAAUGAUCAUGAAGGUAAACAGCUUCGUGGUCUUCAAUCGUAUGAAAAAUCUACAUCAAUGGCGGGACGAUUGAAUACAAUAUUUCUUGGUCCACCUGGUGCCGGUAAAGGUACACAGGCACAAAUGGUUAAACAACGAUAUGGUGUUUGUCAAUUGGCUACUGGUGAUAUGUUACGUGCCGAAAUCGCAUCCGGUUCUGAGCUUGGUAAAAAAGUCAAAUCCAUUAUGAGUGAAGGUAAAUUAGUGGAUGAUCGAUUGGUUAUCCAAAUGAUUGAAUCAAAUAUCGAUUCACCGGCAUGUGCUCGUGGAUUUUUAUUGGAUGGUUUUCCUCGUACCGUUGAACAAGCCAAAAAACUUGAUGAAUUGCUUGAAAAACGUAAAAAUCAAUUACAUUCAGUGAUUGAAUUCAAAAUUGAUGAUUCUUUGCUCAUUAAACGUAUCACUGGUCGUUUGUUGCAUGAAAAAAGUGGACGUACUUAUCAUGAAGUAUUCAAUCCGCCCAAAAUUCCAAUGGUGGAUGAUAUAACCGGUGAACCAUUAAAACGACGAUCCGAUGAUAAUGAAAAUUCAUUGAAAACACGAUUGAUUGCCUAUCAUCAGCAAACAUCACCAUUGGUUCAAUUCUAUAGUGCCAAAAAUAUUUUGUCCACUAUUGAUGCAUCGAAAAAAACUGAUCAAGUUUUUGCUGCCAUUCAUUCGAUAUUUGAUUCAAUUUUAAAACAACAUGGAACGAUUGGUUCUUCUAAAUGAAUACAAAAAAAAAUCCACAUGUCUCCGCAAUGUUAUUUAAAGUGAUUUUGAAAAAAAAACUGCAAACGGAAAAAAAUGAUUCUUGUCAUAUCAAAUUAAUU